GGGCAAGGUGCUUGCGGAUUGGAAAUCCAUGUGGCGCGGGCUAAGCGCGCUAGCGACCCGGGCGGUGCGGGCGCUCGGCAGGCCAUGCGUACGCCGGAGCAGCGACGCCGGAACCUGGGCUCCCGGAAGCACCAUCUUCGCGCUCAGCUCUGGCCAGGGCCGCUGUGCCAUCGCGGUGAUCCGCACUAGCGGCCCGGCCAGCGCGCUCGCGCUCAGCAGCCUUACGGCGUCCCGGGAGCCGCCUCCGGCCCGCAGCGCCUCCCUGCGCCUUCUUCGCCACCCGCGCUCCGGGGAGCCGCUGGAUCGCGCGCUCGUCCUCUGGUUCCCAGGCCCCCAGAGUUUCACGGGUGAGGAUUGCGUGGAGUUGCACGUGCACGGAGGCCCCGCGGUGGUCAGCGGCGUCCUGCAGGCAUUGGGUAGUGUGCCAGGACUACGGCCAGCUGAGGCUGGGGAGUUCACCAGGAGGGCAUUUGCCCACGGAAAGCUGAGCCUGACUGAGGUGGAAGGACUGGCGGAUCUGAUCCACGCAGAAACUGAAGCCCAGCGUCGUCAGGCGCUGAGACAGAUGGAUGGGGAGCUGGGCCAACUGUGUCAAGACUGGGCCAAUAUCCUCACCAAGGCUCUGGCCCACGUAGAGGCCUAUAUUGACUUCGGAGAGGAUGACAAUUUGGAAGAGGGUGUGUUAGAGCAGGUGGAUAGAGACAUCCGAGCCCUGGAGACUGCCCUGGGUUCCCAUCUUCGAGAUGCCAGGCGUGGUCAGAGGCUGCGUUCAGGGGCACAUGUUGUGGUGACUGGACCCCCCAAUGCCGGCAAGAGCAGUCUGGUGAAUCUGCUCAGCCAGAAACCUGUAUCCAUCGUGUCCCCAGAGCCAGGGACCACUCGUGAUGUGCUGGAGACCCCUGUGGACCUGGCUGGGUUCCCUGUGUUACUGAGUGACACUGCUGGGCUUCGGGAAGGUGUGGGCGCGGUUGAACAGGAGGGUGUGCGCAGGGCUCGCCAGAGGUUGGAACAGGCUGACAUCGUCCUGGGGGUACUGGAUGCCUCUGACCUGACCUCCCCCUCCAGCUGCAGCUUCCUGGACACUGUAGUGACCCCACUGGUAGCACAGAGCCCUGACCGUGUCGUACAGCGCCUCCUGCUGCUCCUCAACAAAUCGGACCUGCUUCCCACUAGUGCCCUGACCAGUGACAACACUCUCUUAGGGAUACCACACCUGUCGCUGUCCUGCCGCACUGGAGAUGGGCUAGAGGGCCUCCUGCAGGCCCUGAAGACUGAGCUGGCUGCUGUGUGUGGGGACCCAUCUACAGGACCACCACUCCUGACCCGAGCUAGGCACCAGUACCAUCUUCAGAGCUGCCUGGAUGCCCUGAGCCACUACCAGCCCGCCACAGAUCUGGCGCUGUCAGCCGAGGCCCUGCGCCUGGCUCGCAGGCACCUGAGCCACCUCUCGGGUAGAGGAGGCACCACAGAGGUCCUAGACCUCAUCUUCCGGGACUUUUGUGUGGGCAAGUGAGGGCCAGAGCCCAGGAAUCGGGCCCACAGAAUUCCACCAGAUCUUGAUCUAAAAUGGCAGCAGAGGGCAGGAUCCACAGCCCUCAGGCCUGUUCCCUCCACAAUGAACAGAGAUAGGCCAGGUAUACCAGAAUGGCUACCCCCUGGCUACUGAGAUUAAGGCCUACAUCACCAUGCCAGGUAUAUGUAGUGCUGAAGGUGAAACCCUUGCAGGGUUUUUGUUUUGUUUUGUUUUUUAAGUACCAAAGGAAUAUGAGGAGUUCGGGUGAUCCAGAAAUGUUUGUUCUCAAAUACCAGCCAGGGUUCCCUUCCACAAGUUUGCCUGUGUGUUUUUUCUCUGUGGCGUCAUGUCACUCAAAUAUAUUUAUUU
Phodopus roborovskii (desert hamster) is the source of this 1882-nucleotide messenger RNA. RefSeq names its product GTP binding protein 3, mitochondrial (gene Gtpbp3). The transcript is spliced from 9 exons. Gene Ontology annotation, molecular function: GTP binding; protein binding; GTPase activity. Bases 29 to 1513 code for a protein of 494 amino acids. Gene Ontology annotation, cellular component: mitochondrion; cytoplasm. Lineage: Eukaryota; Metazoa; Chordata; Mammalia; Rodentia; Cricetidae. The record is from RefSeq and is a predicted model, not a curated record. Gene Ontology annotation, biological process: tRNA wobble uridine modification; tRNA methylation.